UACAGAAAUACUUCAUGGUGGUAAAGUGUUUUGGGGAUAUCCUGAAGAGGACAUGAAAGAUAUUCAAAUGGAACUAUUCUCUACAUUUAUGAAGAAGUCAACAGAAUGGAAAGAGUUAACUGCAUCCAGACAUUCUGUUCCAUGCACAUUCCAGGUGUGGUUCAUUUUGAAAGCUUGAUUCAGGUUACGCUCACAGCUGACGGUGCCCAAAUCCUGUUUUCCGAUGGCUGAUUCUGCUUCCUCAACACUUGAAGAGCAGCUCACUUGCUCUAUCUGCUUAGAUUUGUUCAGAUCUCCGGUGACUACAUCUUGUGGACAUAAUUUUUGUAAAGACUGCCUUGAGCAUUUCUGGGAAAUGAUCCAUAUUCACAGCUGCCCACAAUGUAGGGAAACCUUUGACCCGAAUCUACCUCUGCAGAAGAACGCGGCUUUGAAUGGCUUGGUGGAACAGUGGAAAAGGGACAUUGCAGAAUCACAAGAGCCUGAGUACAAAGCUGUGGACGAAACUGAGGUGGAACAAAACUGUCGGGCUGGAGGUGAGGAGAAGGAGGCUGAACUGCAACAAAGUGAGGAGUGUGAACAAGAGUUAACCUGUAAGCCGCAGGAGGAAACUGAGGAGAACGCAAGCACCGAGUUGGAGAGUAAGAGCACAACCGAAGACGAGCAAAGCGACAAUUCUGUCACUGAUCCUGAUGAAGUUGUCUGUGAUUCCUGCAUUGACAAGAAAUUAAAAGCUGCAAAGUCUUGUUUGACAUGUAUGGUUUCAUACUGUGAAGCUCACCUGAGGCCUCACCUUGAAAACACGGCCUUUAAGAAUCACAAGCUGAUCAACCCAAUGAAAGACAUCGAACAGGGAAAAUGCUGUCUGCAUGAUCAGUACCUGGAGUUCUUCUGUAAAAAUGAUCAGAGCUGUAUCUGUAAGGAAUGCACGCUGGAAAAACAUGUUUAUCACGAGAUAAUUCCAGUGGCAAGGGCAAAGGCUGAAAAAGAGAAUGAACUCCAGGAAACAAAACUUAAAAUUGACAAGAAAAUUAAUGUUGCGAAGAAUGCUAUCGAGAAACUCCAGAGUAACUCUUCCUCCAUCCUAGAUUCAGUGUCAGAGGUGAAACCCAACAUUGAAAAACAGUUCAGUGAUCUCAUGGAAGCUGUUCAAAAUGCACAGAAAGAGGUGCUUAAAUUUUUGGAGAACGAACAGUGUGCCUCACUGAAACAGGCUGAUGGGAUUCGUAUUCACCUGGAACAGAAGUGUGCAGAGCUGCAAAAGACCAAGGAACAGGUGGAAGCAUUGGUGAAGCAGAGGAACACAGUGCAGUUUUUACAGGAAUUUUGUGAAUGGAAGAAAAACAUGCCAGAUGAUAAACUGCCCAGUGUGUACAUCGGGCUGAUAGAUAAACUUGCUGGAAUUAGUGCGGCUGUUUCAGAAUCAACAGAAAACAUCUUAGAGUUGCUACAGACCUCCUACAAAGAGAAACUAAAGGCAUUUGCAAGAGAAGAUAAACUGGGAUUCAAAACAACAGUGGCUGUGAUUCGUGGUUCCAAACGCUGCCUUGCAAAAAAACAACCAAAGACAAGAAAUGAAUUUCUGACAUAUGCUGCAACGCUGGUAUUUGAUCCAAAUACAGCUCACAGGUAUCUUCGCCUGGUAGACAACAACCAUAAAGUCUCUAACACUUCCCCAUGGCUACAUCCCUACCCCGAUCACCCUGAGAGGUUUGAACACUGGCGGCAGGUGCUGUGCACAGAAAGUUUUUACAUGGUUCGAUGCUACUGGGAAGUGGAAAUCCACGGAGAAGGGACUUACAUUGGCAUGACUUACAAAAGCAUUGACAGAAAAGGGGCUGCAAGCAAUGGUUGUAUCACAGGGAAUGAUUUUUCCUGGUGCAUACAGUGGACGGGCAAGGAAUUCUUGGUUUGGCAUGGUGAUGUGGAAGUGCCAGGGAAGGUUGAGAGGUUUAGCCGGAUAGGAGUAUAUCUGGACUAUCAAAACAGGAUUCUGUCAUUUUAUGGUGUGGCAGAAACCAUGAUCUUGAUACAUAAGUUUGAGUCUUCGUUUACAGAACCACUAUAUCCUGCAUUUUAUCUUCCCAAGAAGGAAGCAUCAGUUUCUCUGAUUGUACUUGAAGGAGAUGCAUUGAAAAUUGAAACUGAAUAAAAUCAUCUUUGAGACUGUAUGUAACACUGUGGUACUGUCUGCCUGAGGUACUACUGGCUGUGUUCAAGUCCAUAUUGAAAGCUCUCAUUCACCUAAUCAGUAUGAAGAGUGAUGAUGAAGUGUAAAAGGUCACCAACUCAAGUUAAAUGACAGGUGUGAAAACACACUUUUUAAGUGAUAUUUCUUGACAUUCAAGCCCAUGAUGUUUUGUCCCUUUUUUUUGUUGAAUAUAAAAGUUUGAAUGUAAGAGAAAGUAAAUUGGAAGCAGGAGUAGGCCACUCGACCUUCGAGCCUUUUCCACCUGACACGUCAUCUUCCCAUUCUACUCCAGCUACGGUACCGUCAGUACUUGGUUCUCGGCAAAUCAGUGUUUCAGUUCAUUUUACUUGGAGAUGCAUUCUGCUUUGUCUCAGCAGUUGUUGUAUAAUGAUAAUCUUGAAACAAUUAGACAGUCUAACAUCAGCAUAAUGAUUUUGUUUUCCCCUGUUUAUUCAUCAAUAUUCCUCUUUUGAAUGUGGCUAAAUGAUAGAAAAGAACUCUCUUAUUCUCCUUCUUCACUUGUUAGGGUUUGAUUUUAUGGCCCAAGAAAUAAUUAUUCAUAUCAUUGGUCUGUUUAUCAAAUGUAGGAAGCACAAAAGCCACGCUAGCCCUGGUGGUACAUAAUGUAUCAGCUCUUCCAGCAGGGUUCAGUACAUAGCACUGAAGUGUUUGAAGCUUGGUUGACCUUCCAGUCCACAGCCCAAGGAAAUCAGGACCGUUGCAGCAGCCCCAAUAUCCAGGCCAAACUACUCACUGGAUAAGCACAGUGACUCCUUGGGGACAUUGUUACAUGCCAAUGAAUUCUUGCUGAAAGUUUAUAACCACUCUGCUGCAGGGUGGGAAAUACGUCAGCUCUGCUUUCGUUUCCUCAACCUCUCAGUGAACUUCUUAUCAGUCUUACAAACUUCAAAAUCAUGGAGCAAGACCUUGAAGACAUAUACUCAUUGACCCUGAACUGAGACCCACAUGUGGAUUUGCU
Messenger RNA from Pristis pectinata (smalltooth sawfish), 3170 nucleotides. Its product is annotated as tripartite motif-containing protein 16-like protein. Bases 224 to 2152 code for a protein of 642 amino acids. The record is from RefSeq and is a predicted model, not a curated record. Gene Ontology annotation, molecular function: protein binding; zinc ion binding. The transcript is spliced from 8 exons. NCBI's taxonomy places the organism in Eukaryota, Metazoa, Chordata, Chondrichthyes, Rhinopristiformes, Pristidae.